Molecule: messenger RNA, 2737 nt
Organism: Daucus carota subsp. sativus
Lineage: Eukaryota; Viridiplantae; Streptophyta; Magnoliopsida; Apiales; Apiaceae
Exons: 7
Coding region: 102-2546 (814 amino acids)
Source: RefSeq, a predicted model, not a curated record
AUCAUCAUUUUAUAAACCAAACAGACCGUUGGGACUCUUAAAACAACACAACUCAAACAAGUGAGCUUCAGUUGAGUUACAAGAGCUUCUCUGCAUUUCAAAUGGCGGCUGAAGAUUUGAUGUUCAGUGAAGAUGAGAUGAGAGUUGAUCAAGGCCUUGGCUACCCAAUUGCUUACUCUAAGCUCUGUAAAGAUCGAAGCUUUUGGUCUUACACUCAUGGCCCUCCUUUCACUUUCACUCCCCACUCUCUCUCACACCAUCAGGUGUUGAGAUUGAAGGAUCUGGAUGAGAUGUUCCCUAUUAUUGACUCGAAAGCAAAGCCGACGACAAAGCCCAGUAUUUUUGCCAGUCUGUUAUGGAAACAACUCAACCACCUUGGGAAUGCUGGCUUUGAUCCAGCAACUUUUAGAGUGGAUCAAUAUGGCAAUGUGCUGUAUUAUCAUGCUGAUCCAGCUUCACCACUUGCUUGGAGUAUUGAUCACUGGUUUCCUUGCUCAAGGGGUGGAUUGACAGUACCAAGCAAUCUAAAGAUAUUACAGUGGCAAGUGUGCAAGAAGAAACAUAACAACCUGGAAUUUCUUAUACCUUGGUGGGAUCUCCAAGUGGGCAUUUCUAUAAACCAGUUCUUGUCCGUCUUUGCUUCGUCAAACUCGGACUUCAGGUACAGGUCAUUCUCUUUGUUUUUCUUGAAUGGUGAAUGCGAAGAACUGAAUGACUCGCAGACUGUGGACUCCCACAUUUUCCCACAGCAUUUUAUAGAGUCAAAAGAACAAGUAGGUCUUGCUCCUGCUGCUGUUGUUCUAUCUAGAAGGGAAUCUUAUGAUACUUUGGUUAUGAAGUCCGUUGAGAGCAACAGAGGAUCCUCUUUCAACACUCCUCUAUUAGCAAGAAAACCAAAAGCUGGCAUGUUGAAAGAAAAUGAAAACCCUAACAUGGUAACAAAUCCAUAUCAGGCCAUUGUCAUGGCCAGAAACUCUUUCAAGCAACAAGAAGAAACAACAAAGAUGCAGGGAGAAAUACAGAAACUGGAUGACGAAGUGAAGGAACUGACACGAAAGAAUGAGGAGGAAAAACUUACCAUCCAGGACUUGGAGUUGGUUCUGAUAAAAAGAAGACGGAGGGCUGAAAAGUGCAGGCGGCUAGCAGAAGCACAAUCCUCUUACAGAGCAAUGCUGGAGAAAAUGAUCCGAGACACUAUGCACCAGAGUGUGAUAUAUAAGGAGCAAGUGAGACUGAAUCAGGCUGCUAGUAAUGCUUUGAUGGCAAGACUUGAAGCUCAGAAAGCGAUAUGUGAUUCUUCUGAGAGAGAACUCCACAGAAAAUUUAAACACAGAGAUGAGCUAGAGGCUCUGACAAGGCCCGAGUGGGAGCAAGCAAGGAAGAGAUCAAGAAUGAGUGACGAUUCCUUUUCCCCAGAAAAGCAUGAAAAGGCAGUUUUGUAUUUACCAGGAAACAGACCAAGCACGCCUCAUAAGAAAAAAAUAAGUGCAUCUCCCUUGAGAGAGAGAAGAAGCCAUUCUGUAAACUGCUUGUCAGAAAUUACUAAGCCAGAGACCCCACACAAGGAACUAAGAGUGUUCUUGGAAGAGGAGCAAAAAGCAUCCGAAGCUAGUGGCUUAUUGACUAAUGAAGAAGAUGAAGAGAAUCAAGAGAUAGAGGAAGAGAAAGAAGAUCUCAACAAAGCUAUAGUUGCCUUGAGGGAUGGAGAAUCAAUUGACACAGAUCUUCAGAAAUUGAAUAUAGAAGAGGAUGGAAAGAUGCACAACUUCAAAAUUCCAGGUCUUCCUGAAUCACCAGGAGAGGAGGACGAAGAGAGAAGAAAACAGCAUGGUAAAGGGAACUUAGACAAGUGGCUUCAAAUUUUACUGGAUGAUUCAAAAGAGAGCAAUGACUUCCAAAAGGAUGAAAACAACAGUAAAACUGAUGAGAUUAUUAGGAAGCUGAAUCUCAAAUAUCCGACUAAGGAGGUUAAGACUCCAAAACUUUCAGAAACAAUUAAUGUAUUAAAGAUACAGAAGCAAGCAGAGAGUUCGGAUCAGAAUGAUGAUUGUCAUCAUCAUCAAGCAGCAGCUGGUGAGAGAAAAGGUUUCAUCAGUACUGAAGCUAAAAAAAUGCAAUUGAACACAAACCAACAACAGCAAACAAACAUCACCAGAACAGAGGCUGAUGGAAGAAGAGGAGAGGGAAAGGUAGAAGCAAAGAACACCUUUAUGCAUAACCCUCCACCUUAUUAUGUAGCAUCAAGAAAAAGUAGUUCAGAUGAGGCAAGUUUCAGGGGUAAAUUAACAACAGGAAGAGAUAGCACCAGCCUCGAGAGAAAAGAUAAAAGGGACAAGGGUAAAGGGCUUGCAAGAUCUGAGAGUUUUAGCAAAAGUUUUAGGAGAAGUCCAUCUUCUCCGUCUAUAAUCUUGGGUGGAAUGAGAAAAGGGGUCGAUUGUAUCAGGAAGAAGCCGUCAGUCAUAGGUGAUGAAGACAGGGAUGAUGAUGCCAACAACUAUUUCUUAAGAUCUUCUAUCAAGUCAAUCAAGAAAGCGGUCAAGAUAUAAGCCUGUGGAGUACAUUAUCAAACUUGCGAAUAUGAUUGGAAUUUGUUUAUUUUUUAUUCAAGUACAGUGUGCUGUUUGCUGAUAGUGAUACUCUUAUAACUGAAUAAGAGAGUGAGUUGCGGUGGUUGUGAGUGAUUUGUGUAUUAAGUCUGUUUGCUUCCAGACUUUGAAUAAUAAAUUUAUUUCAGAUU